Gasterosteus aculeatus aculeatus (three-spined stickleback) is the source of this 671-nucleotide messenger RNA. RefSeq names its product phosphomevalonate kinase (gene pmvk). Gene Ontology annotation, molecular function: phosphomevalonate kinase activity. Gene Ontology annotation, cellular component: cytoplasm. Gene Ontology annotation, biological process: cholesterol biosynthetic process; isopentenyl diphosphate biosynthetic process, mevalonate pathway. Lineage: Eukaryota; Metazoa; Chordata; Actinopteri; Perciformes; Gasterosteidae. The record is from RefSeq and is a predicted model, not a curated record.
CCCAAAGGAACCGACCUGCCGAUCAAUCAGCAGUGAUCGAUGACAGAUGGAGGCGCGAGUCUCCGAACCCAAACUGAUUCUGGUCUUCAGCGGGAAACGGAAGUCCGGGAAAGACUACGUGACGGACCUGAUCCAGAACCGUUUAGGUUCUGAUGUUUGCGGCGUCCUGCGUCUGUCCGGACCUCUCAAGCAGCAGUACGCUCAGGAACACGGUCUGGACCUGGAUCAGCUGAUGGGUUCUGGUCUCUAUAAGGAGCAAUAUCGAGCUGACAUGAUCCUUUGGGGGGAAAUUCGACGACAGCAGGACCCCGGGUUCUUCUGUCGCCUAGCAACCAGAGGGGUACAGCAGCCCGUGUGGGUGGUGAGCGAUGCCCGGCGGCUGUCAGACCUGCAGUGGUUCUGGUCGGAGUUUCCGCGACAGACUCAGAGUGUCAGGGUUCAAAGCUCAGACGAAACACGCCAACAGAGGGGGUGGAGCUUCUCAGCAGGUGUUGAUGAUGCAGAGUCAGAAUGUGGGUUGGACAGCAGGGUUGAAUUUGAUUGGAUCAUCACCAAUGAGACCAACGCCCCCUCGUUAGAAGAGCAGCUGCGACCAAUCCUGAAGUUGGCUGAGGAAGCAGUGUCACUGACAGCCAUGGAUCAAUAAACACAUUGAUAAGUGAUGAAUGUUA